Messenger RNA from Magnolia sinica, 1325 nucleotides. RefSeq lists its product as uncharacterized. Bases 402 to 1016 code for a protein of 204 amino acids. Gene Ontology annotation, biological process: vesicle-mediated transport. Gene Ontology annotation, cellular component: membrane. The record is from RefSeq and is a predicted model, not a curated record. The transcript is spliced from 7 exons. NCBI's taxonomy places the organism in Eukaryota, Viridiplantae, Streptophyta, Magnoliopsida, Magnoliales, Magnoliaceae.
ACGAGAGACGGCAUAGGACGGCGUGGAUAAACAAAUACAUCACCGUGGGACCGCCCACAUGACUGCACGUUCGUGGCUACAGACGGGCGGGGUAGUACGUCUCAGUACACUCACAAGAAGUUUUCAACGGUAGGCAUUCAAUACCCACUAUUUCCUGUGGUGCGGUCCACUUAACCACUGUUUCUGCCUCAUUUUUGGGCUAAUAGCCUAAAAUGAGAUGGAAAAAUGUAUGGACGGCGUGGAUAAAACACAGAAAUCAUGGUGGGGCGCACAGAGCCUUUCCACCACCGACUUGGGUGGUGGAGGGAUACUACCCAGUCUGAGUCUCCUUUUCUCUCUCCCCGAAUCCAUGGAAUGAAAAUUACAGAGCCGCAUCUCUUCGAUCCAAGCCAUACAGGAGCAUGAAGAGCAUCACUUCUCUCCUGAGAGCAGAGGAAGAAGAAGAACAACAAGACCCCUUCUUGGACGAAUCCAACUGCUACUGUCCUCUGUCCCCAUUGCAGAGAUUGUAUGGAUUUGGGGGGUGUUUGGUCGCUGCUUUUCUUUGUAUGCUACUGGACAAGCAAAACGUUAGGGAUAUAGAAAUUACUUUUUCCAACAUUAAUCCGAGCAUUCCCAACAUGAGAGAUAGCCAACUGAAUACCAUCAACAAUUUCAACACUAUCAUUCCCAGAAUAAGGAGGAAGUCAUUGGUUGCUUUUGCCCGACCUGUGAAAUUUGCUAUAAUAUUCAGCUUUGGAAACCUAUUGGCGAUUGGAAGCACAGCCUUUGUUAUCGGGCUAGCACGGCAAGUAAGAAUGAUGUUUGAUCCUGUCCGAAUUUAUGCAACGUCCAUUUACAUCGGGAGUGUCGUUCUUGCUCUUGUUUGCGCUCUAUGUUUUCAUAACAAGAUCUUAACGAUACUUGCAAUUAUAAUUGAGAUCUGUGCCCUUAUUUGGUACAGUUUAAGUUACAUUCCUUUUGCUCGCAGAAUGGUUUCCCAACUGAUUGUAAGUUGUGGCGACACAGAGAUAUAAAAUGGCACUGGUCCAUGAAUGUGGGUUUUUUUUUUUUUUUUUUUUUUGAGUUUUAUUUCUUGUUGUUGAAGCUUUGGACCUGUAUGGAAUUCUCAAGUUCUUUUAGUAUAACUGUCAUUCUUCUUCCUUUCCUUUUUUUUGGUACGAGCUGAGGGUGUUAUUGUGGUUGAGUUCGGCCUUUUGUUCUUCAACAAAGCUGGUGUCAGAGAGUUCCUUAAAGUGGUGAUUUUGAAGGCCACUGUAUUUUAUGGUAUUGAAUUGCAAUUUUUCCAAAUCUUAUUCCAUAAAGUGGUGAUUUUUAUUUUUUUA